CCAGAGCUGCGACCCGCGCGCCCCGCUCCGCCGCCGCCCCGGCCCGGGCCGCCAUGUCUCUGUGGAAGAAAACCGUCUACAAGAGUGUGUGCCUGUCCCUGGCCCUGCUGGUGGCCGUAACGGUAUUCCAGCGCAGUCUGACUCCCAACCAGUUUCUGCAGGCACCCCCGCCCCCCACUCUAGAGCCACAAAAGGCUCAGAAGCCAAGCGGACACCUGGUGAACCCCAACAGUUUCUGGAAGAACCCGAAGGAUGCGGUAGCCCCCACGCCCAUGGCCUCACGAGGGCCCCAGACUUGGGACAUCAACAUCACUAACUGCUCGGUCAAUGUCAACUUGACCCACCAGCCCUGGUUCCAGGGCCUGGAGCCACACUUCCGGCAGUUUCUGUCCUAUCGCCACUGCCGAUACUUCCCCAUGCUGCUGAACCACCCGGAGAAGUGCCACGGUGACGUCUACCUGCUGGUGGUGGUCAAGUCGGUCAUCACGCAGCACGACCGCCGCGAGGCCAUCCGCCAGACCUGGGGCCGUGAGCAGGAGACGGUGGGCAGGGGCCGCGGCGCCGUGCGCACCCUCUUCCUGCUGGGAACGGCCUCCAAGCAGGAGGAGCGGGCCCACUACCAGCAGCUGCUGGCCUACGAAGACCGCCUCUACGGCGACAUCCUGCAGUGGGACUUCCUCGACAGCUUCUUCAACCUGACCCUCAAGGAGAUCCACUUCCUCAAGUGGUUUGACAUCUACUGCCCCAAAGUUCACUUCAUCUUCAAGGGCGACGACGAUGUCUUCGUCAAUCCCCCCAACCUGCUCGAAUUUCUGGCGGACCGGCAGCCACAGGAAGACCUGUUUGUGGGCGACGUCCUGCAGCACGCCAGGCCGAUCCGCAAGAAGGACAACAAAUACUACAUCCCGGGGGUUCUGUACAGCAAGGCCAGCUACCCGCCGUACGCGGGCGGAGGGGGCUUCCUCAUGGCCGGCAGCCUGGCCCGGCGCCUGCAUCACGCCUGCGACACCCUGGAGCUGUACCCCAUCGACGACGUCUUCCUGGGCAUGUGUCUGGAGGUGCUGGGCGUGCAGCCCACGGCCCACGAGGGCUUCAAGACUUUCGGCAUCUCUCGGAACCGCAACAGCCGCAUGAACAAGGAACCCUGCUUUUUCCGCUCCAUGCUUGUGGUGCACAAGUUGCUGCCCGCCGAGCUGCUGGCUAUGUGGGGGCUGGUGCACGGCAACCUCACCUGCUCCCGCAAGCUGCAGGUGCUCUGACCCCGGCCCGACCACCGGGCCGGGCGAGGGCAGGUGUUCCUGAGCCCCAGAAAUCAUGGGGCCGGAGCCGCAAAGCCAGGACGUGGUCUGUGGUCCCCUGCAGGGAGCUGGAGGGUUUGGGCCGUGUGCGCCCCUGGGUGUGAUGGGGUGCAGUUAGCCGGAAGGAGGCCUCCCUGCGCGGACACUCCCCAGAAAGUGGAGCUGAGGCCCAGGACCGUUGGGAACUGCCCGGACCGCGGGAGGAUCAUCUUGGGAACCAGGCCACCGGCCACUGGUCGCCCUCCUAACCUGGGUGCCCUGCUUGGCUCCCCGUGACCUGGUGGAGGCCCUGGCGGUCUCUGAAGGAAGCCGGUGCUCAGGUACCCGGGUUAGGCCUGACCCCGGACGGGUCUGUGGCGGCCCUCUCUUCUUCACAGAGAAGAUUCUCGUUCUCCCAUGAAAUGCCUCAGUCUCCCCCCGCUGGGCCCAAGCAGCCCUUUCAGGAGAAGCUCAGCCCUGUGCAGGCUCACAGGCCCCCCCUUCCCCCACAGUCCCCGCCCCUGGGUCUCCAGGAGACAGAACCUCAGAAGGCCCUCAGCGCCGCCCCCGCCCCCCAGACCCGCCUGGAGUUGCUGCUCAGUGUCUGCUCCCAGGUGGCCUGACUCCUGGCCGUGGCCUGUGAUGCUCCAUCCGCCCCUGUCUGGACGCGCGGCUGGCCGCUCCGACUACCUCAGCGAUCCUCAGAACCUCCGGGCGGGCCGCAGCCCCCCCAACCCCACCCCUGACACAGGGCCAGAGAGCAGUGCUCCAGCCCCCCGCGGUCACGGUGCUGCCCCACCGGCCCAGGGCCCUCGUGCAGUCCCACUGAGGCCUGGCUCCCCGGCCGGAAACCAGCUGGUUUGGCCCUGGAGAUGGACGUUCCUCUAUUACUGUGAAGUUUUAUUUAUGAAGAAUCUGGAAGGAGAGAGUGCCAGGCCUCAGGAGAUGGUGGUAUUCUUCCCUCCCCUUCCCUCAUUCCAGCAAGAGUCCACCUCCCUCGGCCACUCGCCUCCCCCCAGAGCACCCCCAUGCCCGUCACAGCGACCCCCCACCCCCACCCAAAACCCUGCCCUCCCUGCACGCCUACUUCUCCAGGGCCUGAGCAGACCAGCGUGUGCCUCUGGGAGGGGAUGGAGGGACCCUUGUGUUCCACCUCGCCCGGGGCCGGGGGUCCUUGUGGAUGGGUGCAGAAGGAUGCCACCUCAUUUCUCAGGGUGGAGUCACCUGGGAAGCGACUGCGGGAUCAACUCUGUUUUCUCAAUAAAAGGAGGUGGUUGUUUUCUGGUGUGAAA
Molecule: messenger RNA, 2569 nt
Organism: Prionailurus viverrinus (fishing cat)
Lineage: Eukaryota; Metazoa; Chordata; Mammalia; Carnivora; Felidae
Gene: B3GNT7
Product: UDP-GlcNAc:betaGal beta-1,3-N-acetylglucosaminyltransferase 7
Exons: 2
Coding region: 54-1259 (401 amino acids)
Cellular component (GO): membrane
Molecular function (GO): hexosyltransferase activity
Source: RefSeq, a predicted model, not a curated record